AUGUCCACAUCUCGGGGCCCAACUACUGGAGAAAUUAUCGUGGAUCACGAGGAGGACGGAUUCGAAACCCUGACACCUGGGAAACAGGCCACAGUGCUUACACUCAUCGGUGAUUGUUACACAAAGCUUAGGCAGCCUGCACAAGCGGAGUACUACUAUGUGCGAGCAGUGGCUUUCAAGAAAAGAAUCCCGGUGGAUGCUCCCCCGAAGCGGAAAGGGAAACGAACCCCGAAACCCACGCCACCGAAAACAGCAACUACGGAGCACGAGGUGAAAUAUCGGUUAGCCAAAAGCCAGAGAGCUGUGAGAAACAUCACGCUUGCGUUGAACACGAUGGACUCCAUCCCGAUAAGGAACCGAGCGGUGAAGAUGUCGCUGUUUCUUGGCAAACUUAGACAGGAACGAGGACAAGACAAUGGGGCCAUCAACUGCUUCAAAGCUGUUUUGAAGAUUGAUCCGCUCUGCGUUGAUGCUGUAAGAGGGCUUUUCGAGUUGGGCAUGAAGCUGGAUGACCUUCUGGCUUACCUUUUGAUGGUCUUUCCGUCUGGCCCGGAGAUCUUUCUGGCUGAUAUACAAUGGUACAUGACGCUCCUUGUGGCCGAAGGAGCGAUAAAUGAGGGGGACUACGAGCGAGCGAUCGACAGCCUCAAUUCCUUGGAGUACCCGUGGCACAGAAACCCUCACGUAUUCCGGAAGUCUGUUUUCUACAGCGGGACGAUGGGGAAAGCCUUGUAUUUGAUGGGAGACCGUGAGGCAGCUCUCUCUGAAUUAGAAAAGGCCUUGAGGACGAACAUCAUGCUAGCACCACAUAUGGAGUUCCUUGCCAUCAUCUACUCGACGGAGUCGUGCGUGAAGCCAGUGACCGCCGCGAAAAGGGUCGUACCUUUCGAACUCUUGCUACGACGGCUGGAGCGGUACAAGUUGAACAGCUUGGACAGGUUCCUGACCCGGGCGUACUACGCAAGAAUGCGGAAGAUGAAUGCUUUAGCUUCUGGGAUAGUCGUGAAACUGGACAAGAUGUACCGGAACAAUCCUGAGGUUACUCUGCUGCGAGGCGUGUUGCUGAUGUCUGACAGGGAAUGGAGAGAGGCUGUGGGUGUGCUGAAAUAUGCGAUUGAGCUGGCGCCUUACAGGUUCGAAUCUUAUGAGAUGCUAGUGGAAGCUUACUUGUCCAUCACCAUGAUCAAAGAGGCCAUCCAGGCAGCCAAGGAUUGCAUUGAGAAAAUUGGGGAGACGGAAAGGAGCUUGACGUUGUGCGCUGGAGCUAUGAAGAGGGAUACCAGUAUUCCGAUUCCAAAGCUGAGAACAAUGCUAGAACGGGCGAAUGAAAUGAAUCCUCGUUAUUUGCCGUCCGUUUACUCUCUUGUCGAACUU
Notodromas monacha is the source of this 1374-nucleotide messenger RNA. NCBI's taxonomy places the organism in Eukaryota, Metazoa, Arthropoda, Ostracoda, Podocopida, Cyprididae. The record is from the annotation of a GenBank genome assembly.